Molecule: messenger RNA, 2061 nt
Organism: Vicia faba (fava bean)
Lineage: Eukaryota; Viridiplantae; Streptophyta; Magnoliopsida; Fabales; Fabaceae
Source: the annotation of a GenBank genome assembly
AUGGCUAGCGUCGAAGCUGUUCUAGAAUUUCUAAGAAAAAAUGGAUUAUCAGAAGCAGAAUCAGCUCUCAGACAAGACAUCAUUGAAAAAACCAAUCUCGCUUCCUUUGACUUCGAGAAAUUCUUCUUUCCGAUGAUCCCUCCGCCUCCUCCGGUCAAACUCCGGUCAACUUCACGGUCGUCGGAGUUUCCAGCAAAAUUCUCCAAAUCGAACUCUGUCUCUUCUGAUGAACAGUUUGUUAGCAUCGGUUCACCUAGUUCUCGUGUUUCUUCUUCAGAAUUUAUCAAUCCAUAUGGAAUCAAUUCCUCAUCUCAGACACAGAACGAUUCUGAAUCUUCAUCGGAUAGAUUGUCACAAUUUGGCACAGCGCGCGAUUAUCACGAAUUCGAUAUGCAACAUGAACCGUAUUGGUAUAACGAAAAUGAUGAUGAUGAUUUCAUGACUCCUAGUUUUGAUGGACCAGAUUUCUUUGGAUGUGAAACUGAAGAUAAGUUUGUUACAGAAAAUCAAGAAAAUUCUCUCGAUCUUCGUUAUGGCUACAAAGAAAUACAAUUUGAGAGAAACGGGGGUUGCGUGGACGAGCCAAUGAAGCAAUGCAUUUGUAAUCAUUCAUCUGUAGUUGAUGAAAAUGCGAGCUAUUCAAGAGAUUACUGUCACGAGGCUGAGAACGAUGCUGAUGGGCAUUCUUGUGAAGUUCCUAUAAACUUUAGCUACUCUGAUUUGAAGGAAAUCGAUCUGAAUGAUUUUCAUUUGAAGGGUAUUAUUGAUUCUUUUGAUUCUGCUCCGCUGGUUACCGUGAAGCAAAGUAUCGAUUCAUACACUAAAAACGACAGCAGUGAGAGGUAUAAAGAUUCAUACGACUUAACAAUCACAGUUGCUGAAACAGAUCUAUCGAAUGGGAUCGACCCCUAUGAAGUAAGAGAUGAUCGAGAGUUGAGUGAAGAUUUCCGAGACCAGGAUGUUGCCGCAGAUGGAGAGGAUAAUAAUACCGAUGAUGAGCUCUUAAAAUACAUUCAAGAGGAUGAAUACGAAGUAUUUGAGCUAAGAAUCGUACAUAGAAAGAACAGGACUGGAUUUGAAGAAAAUAAAGAAGUGCCGAUUGUGCUAAAUACAGUCAUGGCUGGAAGAUACUAUGUGACAGAAUAUCUCGGUUCAGCUGCAUUCAGUAGGGUUGUUCAAGCGCACGAUCUUCAGACAGGAGUUAAUGUUUGUUUGAAGAUUAUUAAAAACGACAAAGAUUUCUUUGAUCAAAGCCUAGAUGAAAUCAAGCUUCUAAAACUUGUCAAUAAGCACGACCCGGGAGAUAAACACCACAUAUUGCGUCUUUAUGAUUAUUUCUACCAUCAGGAGCAUUUAUUCAUCGUGACCGAACUUCUGCGAGCAAACUUGUAUGAAUUUCAGAAAUUCAACCAAGAAUCUGGUGGGGAAGCAUAUUUCACAUUACGUAGACUACAGCUCAUUACUCGACAGUGUUUGGAGGCUUUACAAUAUUUGCAUAGCUUGGGAAUCGUUCAUUGCGACCUGAAGCCCGAAAAUGUUCUAAUAAAAAGUUACAAAAAAUGUGAAAUCAAGAUUAUUGAUCUCGGAAGCAGUUGCUUUAAAACAGACAAUUUGUGCCUAUAUGUACAAUCUCGAUCUUAUAGAGCUCCCGAAGUCAUGUUAGGCCUUCAAUAUAAUGAAAAGAUUGAUAUCUGGUCGCUCGGCUGUAUUUUGGCUGAGCUAUGCUCUGGUGAAGUACUCUUUCCAAAUGACGCAGUCGUGAUGAUUCUCGCGCGCAUGAUCGGAAUGUUUGGUCCUUUUGAUAUGGAGAUGUUGGUGAAAGGACAGGAAACACACAAGUACUUCACGAAAGAAUAUGACAUUUACUUUGUAAAUGAGGAGACAGAUCAACUAGAGUACAUAAUUCCAGAAGAGACAUCAUUGGAGCAGCAUCUACGGAUCACGGAUACCAUGUUUAUCGACUUCGUCGGAUACUUACUUAACACCAACCCGAAAAGAAGACCAACUGCAAGACAGGCACUAAAACAUCCAUGGCUUUCCUAUGUUUACAAGUCCAUGUAA